AUGCCGGCCAACGAGGACAUGAGCAAGACGCUGUCGCUGGCCAACAUCCGGUCGUCGCUGAUCCGCCAGGAGGACACAAUCAUCUUCCAGCUGAUCGAGCGCGCCCAGUUUGCGCGCAACACGCCGGUGUAUGUCUCCGAGGGCGUCCCAGUGCCAGGCUAUGACCGCAGCGGGCGCCGCUACUCGCUGCUGGAGUAUGUGCUGCGGGAAACUGAGCAGCUGCACGGCUCCGUGAGGCGGUACACCAGCCCAACGGAGCACCCCUUCUUCCCAGACGAGGUGCCGCCGCUGGUGCUGCCGCCCAUCAGCUACCCCAGCGUGCUGGCGCCCUGCGCCGAGCGCAUCAACCUCAACGCCCGCAUCAUGCAGGUCUACACUGACGAGAUCCUGCCCGCCAUUGCGGAGGACGGGGACGACGGCAACUACGGCAGCGCGGCGACGCUGGACGUGCUGGUGCUGCAGGCGCUGUCGUCGCGCAUCCACUACGGCAAGUUUGUGGCGGAGGCCAAGUUCAGGGCGCGCCCCGAGGCGUACACGCCGCUGAUCCGGGCGCGCGACGCGGACGGCCUCAUGGCGCUGCUCACCGACGAGCCCCAGGAGCGCCGCGUCGUGGAGCGCGUGCGCAUCAAGGCGGCCACGUUUGGGCAGGACAUUGAGAUCCCCGCGGACGUCACCACGGCCGGCGGCGGCAGCGCCGCGUGGUUCGCGCGGUCGGCUGCGGCGGCCGCGGCCAACGUGAUGGGCGGGGCGACGGCGGCGGCGGCGGCUGGCGGGGGCGCGGACGGCGACGGCAGCGGCACGGGCGCGGGCGCGGGCACGGCGCUGCUGCCGAGGUUCAAGGUCUCAUUUGACGCCCUGGCGGACAUCUACGAUCGCAUCGUGAUGCCCCUCACAAAGGACGUGCAGGUGAUGUACCUGCUGCAGCGGCUGGACGACGAGCCUAGUGCUGACGGACAGUAG
Molecule: messenger RNA, 960 nt
Organism: Monoraphidium neglectum
Lineage: Eukaryota; Viridiplantae; Chlorophyta; Chlorophyceae; Sphaeropleales; Selenastraceae
Exons: 6
Coding region: 1-960 (319 amino acids)
Biological process (GO): aromatic amino acid biosynthetic process; chorismate metabolic process
Cellular component (GO): cytoplasm
Molecular function (GO): chorismate mutase activity
Source: RefSeq, a predicted model, not a curated record